Molecule: messenger RNA, 2739 nt
Organism: Bufo gargarizans (Asiatic toad)
Lineage: Eukaryota; Metazoa; Chordata; Amphibia; Anura; Bufonidae
Product: atrial natriuretic peptide receptor 2-like
Exons: 23
Coding region: 1-2739 (912 amino acids)
Biological process (GO): protein phosphorylation; receptor guanylyl cyclase signaling pathway; intracellular signal transduction
Molecular function (GO): ATP binding; protein kinase activity; guanylate cyclase activity
Source: RefSeq, a predicted model, not a curated record
AUGUCGAAUGUAGCUCAAGGAUGGCAUGACUUGGACAACACAGAGUAUGACUGCUGGCCACUGGAAAAGCCUGAUGAAGUGAAUAUGAUCGACUGUGGAGGUCUGGAGAUGGCAUGGGUGCUCCGGCCUCCUGCAAAAGUGUAUAGCGGAGAAACCUUUAACGUCAUCUACUCUGUGUCAGCCUCUGAUGACUUUUAUGUGUAUGCAGUGGCAAACGGAAUCCUAUCACACAGGGAUGCUGAGUCAGCAAAAAGAUUUUGUGAGGAGCAAGAAUGUCCUGCCAAUUGGAAAGAUGCAAAUGGAGAAAACUGCUGUAUUCAUCAUGCUAAUAUCCACUCCUGCCCUAUAUCUUUUAUGGGGAAUGGUGGAAUUUGUGGUCCAUGGAUACCAGAUGAUGGACAGAUAUUCACACACACCUUAUCUGUCUCUGGACAAAUGACACAAGGGAACUGGUCUGCAAAGGUUGCGUUAGUUCAUGCUGGGGUAACUUCAUUAAUUGCCCAUAUACGCAUUGGUAACAUGCAAGUUGCUCUUGAAGCGAAAACACUGGUGCUGCCUAUAGUAGUGUGUGGCAAUAGUAUAUGUGAAGAAGAAGAGGCAUGUGCUACAUGUCCCGUAGACUGUGGGGAAUGCAGUCUCCCAUCGGACAUUCGAAUGGCAAUAGCAAUUCCUGUGGCAAUUAUUGUAGCAGGCUUCAUUUUAUCUGCUGUGGGAUUUCAGUACCAACGGCAAAGGAUGUUUUGGGAUGAAAGUUGGAUCAUCAAGUACAGUGAUAUAAAACAAGAAAGAAAACAAAGGGUAACCCUGAGUUCUUCACCAGACCUUGCCAAAAUUUGGCUUCUAGAGACCCAGGUUACAUCUGCAGAGCAAGGUAGCAGAAAACUAGUGCAAGCUCGCUCUAAGCAAUUCUACCAGAAUGAACAGGGUGCAAAGAGUAGUAGACACGCAGAGCUAAAUUUGGACAGUGCUAAAACAGCAGAUGAGGGGUUAAUCCAGAAACUGGCCACAAUAAGAAUACUAAGAGAAUUAGUAGAAGCCAAUACAACAGAUGAGGGUUUAAUCCAGAAAGAAGCCACAGUCCUGAUACUAGGUGAAUCAGUGGAAGCCAAAACAACAGAUCAAUGGUUAAUCCAGAAAACAAGCAAACGUCAUGAUGGCAGAAUAGUGGCUAUAAAGAAAAUCCCAAAGAAGACAUUUACACUCUCCAAAACAAUACGGAGGGAAAUAAAGCAAAUUCGGGACCUGGAUCAUCCUAAUCUUUGCAAAUUUAUUGGAGGUUGCAUUGAAGUUCCUGAUGUGGCUCUAAUUACAGAGUAUUGUCCCAAGGGAAGCUUGAAUGAUGUUUUGUUAAAUGAAGACAUUCCUCUGAACUGGGGAUUCAGGUUUUCUUUUGCUACUGACAUAGCUCAUGGCAUGGCAUAUCUGCAUCAACAUAAAAUAUAUCAUUCACGUCUUAAAUCUACAAAUUGUGUAAUUGAUGACCGAUGGGUUUGCAAAAUUACAGAUUAUGGUUUGGACUUCUUCCGCAAACCAGUUUCAGUGGGCGAUUAUAAUGCCUAUAAAGAUCAUCCUGCUCAAGCGUACAUACCCCCGGAGACUGCAUCCUGUCACGAGAAAUCUGCAGCUCUUGACAUGCACAGUUAUGCCAUUAUUUUACUGGAAAUAGCAAUCAGAAAUGAUCCUGCUUCGAAAGAUGAAUCCAAUAGUGCAGAGUACUGCUGCCUUCCUUUACCAGAGUUAAUUAAAGGCAAAGCUGACAAUACCUGUCCAUGUCCGUCUGAAUACGUUGAUCUGAUCAGACAGUGUCGGAGUCAGAACCCAGCUCAGAGACCAACAUUUGAGCAAGUAAAGAAACUGCUGUACAAGAUGAAUCCAAACAAAGUAAGCCCGGUGGACAUGAUGAUGACUCUGAUGGAAAAAUAUAGUAAACAUCUGGAGCUAUUAGUUGCAGAACGCACACAAGAUCUGGUGCAUGAAAAACAAAAAACAGACCGUCUUCUCUACAGCAUGCUACCAAGGCAGGUUGCAGACGAUCUGAGACAAGGGAAACAUUCACAAGCCCAGAGUUAUAGCAGUGCAACUGUGUUUUUCAGUGACAUUGUUGGGUUCACUAAUUUGUCCAGUACCAGUACCCCUUACCAGGUGGUGGAUUUCCUUAACAAACUCUACACCACAUUUGAUGACAUUAUUGACAACUAUGAUGUCUAUAAAGUGGAGACAAUAGGUGACGCCUAUAUGGUUGUUUCUGGAGUUCCCAAAGAGAAUGGUAUUUACCAUGCAAGUGAAAUUGCAAGUAUGGCAUUAGAUUUAGUUGGUGUGUGCAAGACUUUCCGAAUACCACAUAAGCCCAACACACAGCUAAAGAUACGCGCCGGAAUCCACUCAGGACCUGUGGUCGCUGGUGUUGUUGGAACAAAAAUGCCCAGAUACUGUUUGUUUGGAGACACAGUGAACACUGCUUCAAGAAUGGAAUCCACAAGUGAAGCACUGAAAGUUCAGUGCAGCUCCAGUGCUUAUGAUCUGUUAAAACAAAUUGGAGGAUAUAAACUGGUAUGUCGUGGAACAUUAACAAUUAAGGGCAAAGGAGAUAUGACAACAUAUUGGCUUGAGGGGAAGACUGCCACAUCAACACAGAAUAUCAUUCCAAAUACAUCAGCAGUCAUGCAGGAAAAAGAGAGAGAGUCAUUUAAUCUGAUACCUGGAGUGAUAUCUACUGAAGCCCUGUCAGCUUCAUUUUGA